GGGGGGUGGGAUCCUCUGUCAUCAACAUCCUCAGCCAAUGGAGAAACCAGCGGAGGAGACACUUUAACCGACUCUCCGGAGCCGGAGCGGACCAGAGCUCUGCGCCCUGCUCCACACACACACCGAUCCUUCAUGGUUUCAUGGUUUUCCCGGCCGGUCGUGGACUCCUUCUCCUUCUUUAUUCUCAUCCCGAGGACUUGGGGAUGUUUUAAGCUGCAGCGGACGAGGCUGCUGUGUGGAUAUCCAGCGGGGAAAUGUUGCUUCACGGACCGCUGGCUGCUGCGUCUUGAGGGGGGAAUUUAAAGCUGAAAUCAUGAAGUGAAUGUUGCAGCGACAAUUUAUCCAAUGAUUGAGACCAGCACAGCGACGAUGUUGGACAGAACCGAACCGGCACACUGCACCGUGUGCUGCUGUACGCUGGCCAACAAAAUCCUCAUGGUGCUCUUCAUGGUGCUGCUGAUCUUCGCCAUCUUGUUUGGGAACUUGGUGACUCUGGCUGUGGUUCUGGGAACUAAACACUUCCACACGCCACAGGGGUACCUGAAGGCGUCCCUGGCCGUGGCCGAUUUGGCGGUGGGGAUAUUCGUGGUGCCGCUGUCCGUCUAUGCUGAGGUCUAUCUCAUGGUGACUGACUCUGCACCGGAGUGGACUUCAUACAACUCGCAGUCGGUGAGUUUCCACCCAUGCAACAUCAUCGGACCCAUCUUUGCUGGCUGCACCUUGGUCUCCAUUACGACCAUUUUCCUGUUGACGAUCGAGCGGAGCAUUGCCGUGUUGAGGCCUCUGCACAAGGACUCUGUGAUCACUCGCAAGAGGACCACGAUCCUCAUCGUCCUCUCCUGGGUGGGGAGCUUCUUCUUGGCCGUGUCUCCGAUGCUUUUCAGCAGCGAGAUUGCUCUGGAGUACAACUCCUGCAGCCGGAUGUGCAACUACGCAUUGGGGACGAUCGGCGAGUUCCCCAGCCAGGCCUGGAACAUCCUCCUCCUGUUCCCCGCGUUUGACUUCACCCUCCUCGGUGGCACUGUGGUGAUAAACAUCAUCUCUCUGUCCAGCAUCAGGCAGCACUCGAAGCGCCGGAAACACCUGGCCAUGAGCGAGUGCCAAAACACCACCAACCCUACAUUCUCUGACAUCAAGGCGGCUAAGACUAUCGGGACUUUAACGGUGGCGUUUACGGCGUCGUUCACCCCCAUUGCUGUCUUCGUCGUGGGCAAUGUUUUGGGGAAUAAGUGGUGCAACUUCUCCUUUUUCGCCUUCUGGAUUCUGGCCACCAACAGUUGCUGGAAUGUCAUUAUUUACAGCGUGAGGGAUCAGAAGUUCAGACUUCGCGCUCACAAGCUCCUCAUGCCUUUCCAGAGAAAAGACACAACCAAAACCUAAACAAAAAAAACAAAAAAAUCAGGGACCCAAAGCCUGCAGACAAACCUGAGCAGGACUGCAUCAUUUUAGAUGUUUUGUUUGUCACACAAACUCUUUGUUCAGCACACAUUGUGAGUCUCUUUAAGAGAUGUGUCUGCAUGUCUUUGGAUUGCUGUUGUGAAUUUUUUUUUGAUUUUUACAUCAUUAAAAAGCAUGGAAAGUUUUAAUAUCACAAAUGUUGGAUAUUAAAUGUCCUUCUCUGUGGACAUUUGUCUUGUUCUGUGUAACGUUGCGAUUACAGAAGCCUGUUUCAGUCUGUGGUAUGAUCGUUUACCUGACUGUAAUUAAUUAAAAUACUGAAAAUACAAAAUCCUGUUUUCUGAUUUUCCACAUGUUUGGAUGCACCGAUACAGUGUUUAUGUUGGAGAGUGUUUCAUUG
Messenger RNA from Lates calcarifer (barramundi perch), 1798 nucleotides. RefSeq names its product olfactory receptor 4D9. The record is from RefSeq and is a predicted model, not a curated record. The transcript has 2 exons. Gene Ontology annotation, molecular function: neurotransmitter receptor activity; G protein-coupled serotonin receptor activity. Bases 346 to 1380 code for a protein of 344 amino acids. Gene Ontology annotation, cellular component: dendrite; membrane. Gene Ontology annotation, biological process: G protein-coupled receptor signaling pathway, coupled to cyclic nucleotide second messenger; chemical synaptic transmission. Lineage: Eukaryota; Metazoa; Chordata; Actinopteri; Centropomidae.